Balaenoptera ricei (Rice's whale) is the source of this 462-nucleotide messenger RNA. It is a transcript of the gene RPS15A, whose product is annotated as ribosomal protein S15a. The transcript is spliced from 4 exons. Gene Ontology annotation, cellular component: ribosome; cytosolic small ribosomal subunit. Lineage: Eukaryota; Metazoa; Chordata; Mammalia; Artiodactyla; Balaenopteridae. Gene Ontology annotation, biological process: translation. Gene Ontology annotation, molecular function: structural constituent of ribosome. The record is from RefSeq and is a predicted model, not a curated record. The coding region runs from base 29 to 421 and encodes 130 amino acids.
CCUGUUUUGUUUUCCCUGAACAGCCAUAAUGGUGCGCAUGAAUGUCCUGGCUGAUGCUCUCAAGAGUAUCAACAAUGCCGAAAAGAGAGGCAAACGCCAGGUUCUUAUUAGGCCGUGCUCCAAAGUCAUCGUCAGGUUUCUCACUGUGAUGAUGAAGCAUGGUUACAUUGGCGAAUUUGAAAUCAUCGAUGAUCACAGGGCUGGGAAAAUUGUUGUGAACCUCACAGGCAGGCUAAAUAAGUGUGGAGUGAUCAGCCCCAGGUUUGACGUGCAACUCAAAGAUCUAGAAAAAUGGCAGAAUAACCUGCUCCCGUCCCGUCAGUUUGGUUUCAUUGUACUGACAACCUCAGCUGGCAUCAUGGACCAUGAAGAAGCAAGACGAAAACACACAGGAGGGAAAAUCCUUGGAUUCUUUUUCUAGGGAUGUAAUACAUAACGUGCAAAUAAAAUGCCUCAGAGGAC